AUGUAUGUAGAACUUAAUUAAUGUGUAAUAAAUGAGAAAGAAAAUGUGAAAUAUUUUGAAAAAGCCUAAUAGAACAGAAUUUUUAAUAUCAUCUUUGGAUUGCUUAAUUAAUACAGAUUGCUAGUAGAGAGUAGAAUAAUAUAAUAUUCUGAUAAUAUCGCGACGUUUCUCGAAUUCAAUAUUAUUCUAAUGAAAAAUUUAAUAUACUAUUAGAAUUUGUUCUAAAAUUAUGUAAUCUCUAUAGAAUAUUUCAUAAUAUUCCUUUUAAUUUUUACCAAAAAUAAGGAUGUCAGAUAUUUGAAAUGUAUUAUAAGUAACCUCAAAUGUGAAUUAAGUGUAUAUGGAUCAUUGAUUAACUUGGAUUUGAUAAUAUUUUUCAAUAAAUUCUUGAAGCUUCAUCAUUACUAAAUAAUGCCAUAGUAAUAUUAUCAUUUUGCAAGAGGAUCAAAAAUUAGCAGUGGAAAUAAACUAUUGUCAAGUUGUGGUGGUAGAUAAUGUGUCAUCUUUACUUAAAAGAAAAAUAGUAUUGUAAUUAGGGUUUUUAGAAGAAAUAAAUUGGAUUCAAAUGGAAUUAAUCGGUUAUUGAUUUGA
Paramecium tetraurelia is the source of this 591-nucleotide messenger RNA. RefSeq lists its product as uncharacterized. The record is from RefSeq and is a predicted model, not a curated record. Lineage: Eukaryota; Ciliophora; Oligohymenophorea; Peniculida; Parameciidae. The transcript has a single exon.